Molecule: messenger RNA, 8382 nt
Organism: Acipenser ruthenus (sterlet)
Lineage: Eukaryota; Metazoa; Chordata; Actinopteri; Acipenseriformes; Acipenseridae
Product: chromodomain-helicase-DNA-binding protein 3
Exons: 40
Coding region: 198-6284 (2028 amino acids)
Biological process (GO): chromatin remodeling; negative regulation of transcription by RNA polymerase II
Cellular component (GO): nucleus; chromatin; NuRD complex
Molecular function (GO): DNA binding; ATP binding; ATP hydrolysis activity
Source: RefSeq, a predicted model, not a curated record
GGGGGGGGGGGGGUCGUUAAAAAAUAAAUAUAAGGACGGCCAUCUUUGUUGAUCUGUCUCUGUGUAAAAAUAAUCCGAAACGCCCUCCAACUUUGCCGAUUUGUAUAUUGAACGUAAUAUUUCUUAAUUCAAGAACCGCUUCUUUUUUUUUUUUAACUGUUUUCCUUUUCGAGGGAGAAACAGCGGGCGCUUGUGAGAUGUCCUCCCCGCUCCGGGACUCUGAUGAAGGCGAGGAGACGGCGGUUCAAUCCGAGGCAGCAGAUGUAGAGGAUGAAGAAGAAGAAGAAGAAGGAGAAGAAGACGAAAGAGAGAGAACGAGAGAGGAAAACAGAAGCGACAUUUACCCGUCGGCGGCGGCAGCAGAAACUGCAGCAGCAGGUGAAGAUGACCGGCCGGUGGAAAACUCCGAAGGCGAGGCUGGAAAAAAGAAAAAACGAGGACCCAAGAAAAAGAAAGAAAAAAAAGAGAACAAACCAGUAAAGAUAAGGAAGCGCAAGAAACCAGAGGCAAGCGAGCAGGAAUCGGGGUCCGAGAGGGAGGGAGGAGAGAAAUCCGACAGCGGAGCCAGCGACAAGAAAAGGAGGAAGAAACACAAGGAGAAGAAAGAGAAGAAAACCAAGAAGAAGAAGAAAAAGGAGGACGAAGAAAACGAGGACAGCGCGGGCACUAAGGUUGAACAGAAGUCUUCAGGACAGCUGCUGAGAGACUGGGGCCUGGAGGACGUGGAGCAUGUGUUCACUGACGAAGACUAUCACACCCUGACCAACUACAAAGCCUUCAGCCAGUUCACCAGGCCCCUGAUUGCCAAGAAGAACCCCAAGAUCCCCAUGUCGAAGAUGAUGACCAUCCUGGGCGCGAAGUGGCGAGAGUUCAGCACCAACAACCCGUUCAAGGGCUGCCCGGCCGCCGUGGCCGCUGCCGCUGCUGCAGCCGCCGCCUCCGUCGCCGAGCAGGUCUCCGCGGCAACCGCGUCGCCCGAGCAACCGCCCCCCCCGCGCAAGGCCAAGACCAAAGAAGGCAAAGGCCCCGGGCACAAGAAGCGCAGUCACAGCCCCCGUGUCAGCGAGAAGAAGAAAGUCAAGGGGAAGAAGAUGAAGAUGAAGAUGAAGAUGGCUCCUUUGAGAAUCAAGCUGGGCAUGCUGGGGGGCAAGCGCAAGAGAAGCAGCUCUAGCGACGAGGCGGAUUUGGAAGAGUCAGACCUGGAUAACUCGAGCGCUCACAGCUCCUCCGUGAAAUCGGACGCUUCGGGACGAGCCAAGAAAGGAAAGCGAGGCAGGCCGGCCCGGAAGAAGAAGAAAAUGGUGGUGGUGGGGGGGGAGGCGGAGGCUGACGGCUACGAGACUGACCACCAGGACUACUGUGAGGUGUGCCAGCAGGGCGGAGAGAUCAUCCUGUGCGACACCUGUCCUCGAGCCUACCACCUGGUGUGCCUGGACCCCGAGCUGGAGAAGGCUCCCGAGGGGAAGUGGAGCUGCCCGCACUGCGAGAAGGAGGGAAUCCAGUGGGAGGCGAAGGAUUAUGACGACGAAGACUACGAGGAGGAGUGUGAGGAGGAGGAGGAGGAGGACGAGGAGGAAGAGGACGACCACUUGGAGUACUGCGGGGUGUGCAAAGACGGUGGGGAGCUGCUCUGCUGUGACUCCUGCCCCUCCUCCUACCACCUCCACUGCCUCAACCCGCCCCUGCCGGAGAUACCCAAUGGGGAGUGGCUCUGCCCGCGCUGCACCUGCCCCCCAAUCAAGGGGCGAGUCCAGAAGAUCCUGCACUGGAAAUGGGUCGACCCCCCUCCCCCCGUCCCUGUGCCCCUCCCCCCCGACGCCAGCCCGGACUGCCCCCCGCCCACCCCCCUGGUGGGGCGCUCGGAGAGAGAGUUCUUUGUGAAGUUCGCGGGGCAGUCUUACUGGCACUGCUCCUGGGUGACUGAACUGCAGCUGGAGAUCUACCACUCGGUCAUGUUCCGCAACUUCCAGCGCAAGAACGACAUGGACGAGCCGCCCUCCCUGGACUGCUGCUCGGGGGACGACGAGGGGAGGAGUGAGAAGCUCCGGAGCAGGGACAUGGAGGAGCGCUACUACCGCUACGGGAUCAAACCAGAGUGGAUGACCAUUCACAGGAUCAUCAAUCACAGCGUGGAUAAGAAGGGAGGUCUCCACUACCUGCUGAAGUGGAGGGACCUCACCUAUGAUCAGUGCACCUGGGAGGAAGAGGACAUGACCAUCCCCGAAUUCGAGAGCCACCAGUCAGCCUACUGGAGACACCGAGAGCUCAUAAUAAAGGAAGACCCGGCAAAACCAAAGAAACUGAAGAAAUUCAAGAAAGAGGAAAUGGACGACACCCCCCCCAGCUCUCCUAUCAACGACCCCGCGGUGCAGUACGAGACCCAGCCCCAGUUCGUGACAGUGACGGGGGGCACACUGCACCCCUACCAGCUGGAGGGGCUGAACUGGCUGCGCUUUUCCUGGACCCAGGGCACCGACACCAUCCUGGCAGACGAGAUGGGGCUGGGCAAGACCAUCCAGACCAUCGUCUUCCUGCACUCGCUCUACAGGGAGGGUCACACGAAGGGCCCGUUCCUAGUCAGCGCUCCGCUGUCCACCAUCAUCAACUGGGAGCGUGAGUUCGAGAUGUGGGCCCCGAACCUCUACGUUGUGACCUACACCGGAGAUAAGCACAGCCGCGCCAUCAUCCGCGAGAACGAGUUCUCCUUCGAGGGAAACGCCAUGAAGGGGGGCAGGAAGGCCUUCAAGAUGAGGAGGGAGGCGCAGAUCAAGUUCCACGUGCUCCUCACCUCUUAUGAGCUGGUCACGAUUGACCAGGCUGCUCUGGGCUCCAUUAACUGGGCCUGCUUGGUGGUGGAUGAAGCACACAGGCUGAAAAACAACCAGUCCAAGUUUUUCAGGAUCCUGAACGGAUACAAGAUCGAUCACAAGCUUCUGCUCACCGGCACCCCACUGCAGAACAACCUGGAGGAACUGUUCCAUCUGCUGAACUUCCUGACCCCAGAGAGAUUCAAUAACCUGGACGGAUUCCUGGAGGAGUUCGCCGACAUCUCGAAGGAGGACCGGAUCAAGAAGCUGCACGACCUGCUGGGGCCCCACAUGCUGAGGAGGCUGAAGGCAGACGUCUUCAAGAACAUGCCGACCAAGACAGAGCUGAUCGUGCGGGUGGAGCUGAGCCCCAUGCAGAAAAAAUACUACAAGUUCAUACUGACCAGGAACUUCGAGGCUCUCAACUCUAAAGGGGGAGGGAACCAGGUGUCCCUGCUGAAUGUGAUGAUGGACCUGAAGAAGUGCUGCAACCAUCCCUACCUCUUCCCUGCGGCUGCCAUGGAGUCCCUGAAGCUGCCCAGCGGGGCGUACGAGGGCAACGCGCUGGUCAAGGCGUCGGGGAAGCUGACCCUGCUGCAGAAGAUGAUGAAGAAGCUCAAAGAGCAAGGCCACAGAGUGCUCAUCUUCUCACAGAUGACGAGAAUGCUGGAUCUUCUGGAGGAUUUCCUGGACUUCGACGGGUACAAGUAUGAGAGGAUCGACGGGGGGGUGACAGGGGCUCUGCGACAGGACGCCAUCGACCGCUUCAACGCGCCCGGGGCUCCCCAGUUCUGCUUCCUGCUGUCGACCAGGGCGGGCGGAUUAGGGAUCAACCUAGCGACAGCUGACACAGUCAUCAUUUUCGACUCGGACUGGAACCCACACAACGACAUCCAGGCGUUCAGCCGGGCACACCGCAUCGGCCAGGCCAAAAAGGUGAUGAUAUACCGCUUCGUGACGCGCGGCUCGGUGGAGGAGCGCAUCACGCAGGUGGCCAAGCACAAGAUGAUGCUGACCCACCUGGUGGUGCGGCCCGGCCUGGGCUCCAAGACCGGCUCCAUGUCCAAGCAGGAGCUCGACGACAUCCUCAAGUUCGGCACGGAGGAGCUGUUCAAACACGAGAACGAGGGUGAGGAGGAGGACAGCAGUGUGAUCCACUACGAUAACGCCGCUGUAGAGAGGCUCCUGGACAGGAGCCAGGACGCCACCGACGACACAGACAUGCAGAACAUGAACGAGUACCUGAGCUCCUUCAAGGUGGCGCAGUACGUGGUGAGAGAGGAGGACAAGAUGGAGGAGAUUGAGCGCGAGAUCAUCAAGCAAGAGGAGAACGUGGACCCCGACUACUGGGAGAAGCUGCUGAGGCAUCACUACGAGCAGCAGCAAGAAGACCUGGCCAGGAACCUGGGCAAGGGCAAGAGAGUGCGCAAGCAGGUCAACUACAACGAUGCAGCACAGGAGGACCAAGAGUGGCAUCAUGAUGUUUCAGAUAACCAGUCGGAGUACUCCGUGGGGUCUGAAGAGGAGGAUGAAGAUUUCGAUGAGCGGCCUGAAGGUCGCAGGCAGUCUCGACGACAACUAAGAAACGACAAAGACAAGCCCUUACCCCCCCUGCUGGCCAGAGUCGGGGGCAACAUCGAGGUGCUGGGGUUCAACACUCGGCAGCGCAAGGCUUUCCUGAACGCAGUGAUGCGCUGGGGGAUGCCCUCACAGGACGCCUUCUCCUGCCACUGGCUGGUCCGAGACCUGCGGGUGAAGACCGAGAAGGAGUUCAAGGCGUACGUGUCUCUCUUCAUGAGGCACCUCUGUGAGCCGGUAGCAGAUGGCUCAGAGACUUUCGCAGACGGGGUCCCCAGAGAGGGGCUGUGCAGGCAGCCAGUGCUCACCCGCAUCGGGGUCCUGAGCCUGCUCAAGAAGAAGGUCCAGGAGUUCGAGCACAUCAACGGGAAGUGGAGCCUGCCGGAGCUGAAGCCGGAGAGCAGCGGCGACUCAAAGAAAUCCUCCCGGGCCUCGUCCCCCGCCAUCCGGACGGUCGCCACGACCCCGGAGCCCAGCGGAAACAGCACCCCCUGCACCUCCCAGCCAGCUACCCCCGCCCCCGUCGACAGAGGAGAGAAGAGCGUGAAGGAUGGAGAGCCGGAGGAAACGGAGGGCAAAGAGGAGAAAACAGAGAAGGAAUCAAAGAGUGCGGAGAGCGGCCGCACCUCAGAGCAGCAGCCUGUACUGGUUCCUGAGGGCAGCUCCCAGGCAGUCACCCCCAGUGAGACACCUGAAAGUCAGGCAGCGGAGUCGGGAGAGGAGGGCAAAGACCCACCACAGAGUGAGGAUAAGAAACUAGAGGAACCGGGAGACCAGGACACAGCAACAGCGCCACCUACAGCCCCAGAGGAGACUCAAGAUUCUGUGAAGAAAGAAGAUAUAAAGAUGGAAUUGAAGCAGGCUGAGAUCCAGGAUACCAAGGGCCCCACAGAGACCCCCGCCACAGAGGUUAAGAAAGAGGAAGUUAAGAUUGAGAAGGAGGCUGGAAGGGCGACCGCAGUGCCUGCUGGGAAGGAGGAGGCUGGCGGCCGGGGGAGCGGGAGGAGAGAGGAGAGGAGCGAGCGGCCGCGGUUCAUGUUCAACAUCGCAGACGGAGGGUUCACAGAGCUGCACACGAUAUGGCAGAAUGAAGAGCGUGCCGCCAUCUCCUCUGGCAAAAUCAAUGAAAUUUGGCACCGUCGCCAUGACUACUGGCUGCUAGCGGGCAUCGUGGUUCACGGCUACGCUCGCUGGCAGGACCUCCAGAGUGACAGCCGGUUCAGCAUCAUUAACGAGCCGUUCAGGAGUGAGAGCAGCAAGGGCAACUUCCUGGAGAUGAAGAACAAGUUCCUAGCUCGCAGGUUCAAGCUGCUGGAGCAGGCCCUGGUGAUUGAGGAGCAGCUCCGACGCGCUGCCUACCUCAACAUGAGGCAGGAGUCCAGCCACCCCGCCAUGGCUCUGAGCGCCCGCUUCACAGAGGCGGAGUGCCUGGCUGAGAGCCACCAGCACCUGUCCAAGGAGUCCCUGGCAGGGAACAAGCCCGCCAACGCAGUCCUGCACAGGGUGUUGAACCAGCUGGAGGAGCUGCUGAGUGACAUGAAGGCCGAUGUGAGCCGCCUCCCCGCCUCGCUGUCCCGCCUCCCCCCCAUCGCAGCGCGGCUGCACAUGUCAGAGAGGAGCAUCCUGAGCAGACUGGCCAGCAAGGGCAGUGAAGCCCAGAGCAGCACGCCCAUCCCCCCCGGACCAUAUGCCACGCCCCCCAACUUUGGGCCAGCCUUUAGCCCCGCCCCUUCGGGGACUGUGACGACGGGAGGAGCCAAUUACAGCCAGAUGGCGCCAGGGUCCUUCAUAUCAGUGUUGAACGGGCCUCCGGUGACAGUCAAAAAAGAGAGGGAUGGGGAGAGUAAUGAACGAAAGGAGGGGAGGAGCAGUGGAGAGGUGAUCUGCAUUGAUGACUGACCCUGCCCCCCAGCACAUCAGUCAUGGAUAUUCCCAGAAUGCACAUAUACCCCUUUAAUAGCACGCCAGAGAUUGCAACUCAUUUAUUGAAACGAUUCUGACAGCAUUGUGUUUUGAGGACAGACACAGCUGAUAAAAGCCAUUUUUUAGAGGUUUUUUUUUUAGUGCUGCCGUGGCCGCUGAUAGCAGGUAAGGCUUAGUCAUGCUGUACUAUAACAAGCCCGGGUUCAACCCAGCCAAGCUUCUGACACCCUGUCAAGAACCUCUUACUGGUCCGAUUCUCGUGCUCACUGUGAUUUGUUGUUUUAUUGUAAGUUUCAUAACCUUUCGGUUUUGUGAUUCACUUUUAUAUAUUUUAAGUGUUUUUAAUUGUUUUAUUUUGUUGAAGCUUCAACCAAAAAAAAAAAUAGUAAGAUGAAUGUGCAAUUCCAGCACUAUAGUGUUCAAAAUACAGUCUGAAAUACUAAAAGAAACGGAAUGAAUUCAGUGACUAACGUUUCCAUUAGAAGUCUUUCUCAGCGUCUUCAGUGUAAAUUCAAUGGCUAACGUUUCCACUAGAAGUCUCUCAGUGUCUCCAGUGUAAAUUCAAUGGCUAACGUUUCCACUAGAAGUCUUUCUCAGCGUCUUCAGUGUGAAUUCAAUGGCUAACGUUUCCACUAGAAGUCUCUCUCAGUGUCUUCAAUGUAAAUUCAAUGGCUAACGUUUCCACUAGAAGUCUUUCUCAGUGUCUUCAGUGUAAAUUCAAUGACUAACGUUUCCAUUAGAAGUCUUUCUCAGCGUCUUCAGUGUGAAUUUAUACCACUUUGGAAACAAAUGAAGACAUUGAAAAAAGUGGGAACGUCUGUUGCUGAAUUUACACUGAGAAAGACUUCUAGUGGAAACGUUAGCCAUUGAAUUCACACUGAAGACACUGAGAAAGACUUCUAGUGGAAACGUUAGUCAUUGAAUUUACACUGAAGACACUGAGAAAGACUUCUAGUGGAAACGUUAGCCAUUGAAUUUACACUGAAGACACUGAGAAAGACUUCUAGUGGAAACGUUAGUCAUUGAAUUCACACUGAAGACUCUGAGAAAGACUUCUAGUGGAAACGUUAGUCAUUGAAUUUAUUCCAUAUUUGUAAAUUCGGCAUUAUUGAGUAUUUUUUUGCCCUGGCAGCAUUGUCCCUGAUAUCUAGGCUGUUUUUUCUGUUUUUCUCUUGCUGCUUGUUUAGUUUACUAUAAUGCACUUUUGACUAAACACAGCCAUGUGGAUUUAAGGUCAUUUCCUGUGUCACUGGUUUGCUUGGCUGUCAUCCCUUUAAAGAGAAAACAGCUUAAAAUAAAAUCUUCUGGUUUUUUGUUUUUUUUUUAACUGCAUUUUUUAUGUUGUUGGCUGUCAUUCUGAGUGGUUGUUACUGUGAUUAUUCAAUUAUUAUAUAUAUGUUUUUGUUUUUAUAAGUCCAUGGUAAGGUGUGUUCACUGACGCUUGGAGCAGCUCUUGUUCAAUUCUUGUUCCUCUGCCAUAGAUACAUGCAACACAGGCAAGACCAGCCAGUGUCUAAUAGAAGUAUCGAGUGAUCUCCCAUUUUGUAAACAAUUUCCCAUUGUUUUUGCCGGCAGUACACUAGCUGUACACUAGGUGGUGCUGGUGCUUACUAUUUCUUUGUAUCAGAAAAUCAACAGCUAUAUUUUAUUUCAGCUAACUAAAAUUAAAUACCGCGCAAGAAAAUACAUUUCUCUUCAGCUAAAUAUCACUCAGUAACGUACCUUUGUUAGUCUGCAACUUGAAAGCUCACAGUAUCCCAAAAAAUCGGAUCAGUUCACUGCAGUAUAGUAAUACAUAGCUGUGGCCAAAAGUGUAGCGUCACCUAGAAUUAUAGGAUUGAGAUAUAUAUAUUUAAACAUAAUUUUGAUCUUUAACAUCAUGUUGUAAUCCAUUUUUGUCAGUUUUUGUUUUCUUUUAGUGUAUGGAAAACCACAAAGCAGUGUGUGAUUCAAUAUUUUAACAAGGUAACAUUAUUCAGCAGGUUUCAUUCGACUUUAUGAAGCAGAAUCAGUAUAUAUAGGGUGAUGCAAAACUUUUGGCCAUAGCUGUAGAUACACUUUUGAUGUAUUUUUU